Molecule: messenger RNA, 1155 nt
Organism: Meyerozyma guilliermondii ATCC 6260
Lineage: Eukaryota; Fungi; Ascomycota; Pichiomycetes; Serinales; Debaryomycetaceae
Product: TauD/TfdA dioxygenase family protein
Exons: 1
Coding region: 1-1155 (384 amino acids)
Biological process (GO): sulfur compound catabolic process
Cellular component (GO): cytoplasm
Molecular function (GO): sulfonate dioxygenase activity
Source: RefSeq, a predicted model, not a curated record
AUGUCAUCUGCAAUCUACGGUAACUACGACACCCACUUUUCCAAAGACGUUGACGAGGUUGGCGACGAUGGAAUUUUGAGAGUCAGUAAACAUGCUCGCGACCAGGCCAAAUUUCCCGAGUUUUUGCCAACGUGGGAUACCUCGGAGAAGUAUCCUCCAUUAAAGUUCUUUGAAUUCCAUGAUCCUGGUGCUCGUGCCGACCCUAGCUUCCCCAACUUGUUCCCCAAGGACGGUGAGUACAAGGCCAAGAAGAUCACACCCAAGAUGGGUACCGAGAUCCGUGGGGUGCAAUUGUCGCAAUUGGACGACAAGGCCAAAGACGAAUUGGCAUUAUAUGUUGCCCAGCGAGGCGUUGUGGUUUUCAGAGACCAAGAUUUCGCUGCAAAAGGUCCUAAGUUUGUCACUGAGUACGGCAGACACUUUGGAAGAUUACAUAUCCACCCUACCUCUGGAGCGCCAAGAGGGUUCCCUGAAUUGCAUAUUACUUAUAGAAGACCUGACGAAAAGGAAUUCGACAGGAUUUUCUCCGAAACCACCACUGCCGUGCAAUGGCACUCGGACAUUUCAUACGAGUUGCAGCCCAGUGGACUCACGUUCUUUGCAGUUUUGGAAGGACCGGAGUCUGGGGGAGACACCAUUUUUGCUGAUGUCAAAGAAGCAUACAGAAGAUUAUCGCCAGAAUUCAGGAAGAGAUUGGAGGGCUUACAUGUGUUGCACUCUUCCAACGAGCAGGCUCAGAAUUCUCGUGGUCAAGGUGGUGUAGAAAGAAGAGCUCCAGUUUCUAAUAUCCACCCAUUGAUCAGACAACAUCCUGCUACCAAGGAAAAGUACAUCUACUUGAACCGUCCUUUCAGCAGGAGAAUCGUUGAGUUAAAACAAGAAGAAUCCGACUACUUGCUCAACUUUCUUUACGACCACAUUGAAAAAGCCCAUGACUUGCAAUUGCGUGCUAGCUGGGAACCUAACACUGUUGUGGUAUGGGACAACAGAGUGGUCGAACAUUCAGCCAUUGUUGACUGGGACACUCCAGUUUCGAGACAUGCAUUCAGAAUCACCCCACAGGCCGAAAGACCCGUGGAAGACUUGAAGGACUUGAACAAGCCCGAGUAUGAUGUAGGGGACGUUGCGGAGGCAUUGAAGAGAGUGCUUUCGUAA